UGGUCCUGUGGAAGGCUGUCAAAACAACACAAACAACGUUUCGCGUCCGUGUGAAUUGUGGCUGUUUGUGCUGUGUGUGGUGUUUACGUGCCGUUCGCUGCUACCGAAACAGAAACCAACCAUGGAGCUAGUUGUGCAGGAAAUGUGGAACUUUUGUCGAUUUUGUUUAAGCCAGGACGAAGAUCUUCUUAUCCCGAUCAGGAACGCACUGGACGAGCACGUCACCGUCGACAAUAUAGAACGAUUCACGGGCAUCGCUAUCGAACCGGACGAAAACAUUCACGAUGCCAUUUGUACCGAUUGCUCCAACCGAUUGUACACGUAUGCUGUCUUCCGGCGGUCUUGCUUAAGGAACGAUGCCUAUUUACGUAAAAUUUACCCACAAAUGUGUGCUGAUGACAUACUCGAUGAAGUAGAUGCUGCAGCGGCUAAUCACAGUACCGACCCGUGUGUUAACCGGAAGUUGGAAAGUGUCGUUCCGAAGGCAUCCUCUUCCCAAGGGACGAGUGUGUCAGAAGAAUAUGAAGAUGAAGAAGAAGAAGAAGAAGAAGAAGAAGAGGAAGAAGAAGAAGAAGAAGAAGAAGAGGAAGAAGGAUAUUCAUGCUUCUCAAGCGAACAGCCCACCACACAAUCGAAUGUGCUCGCAAGCCCCUCUCCCCCACCAUCGGUUGAUCGUGGCGUGAAGGAUGAGCUAGUGGAAGAAGAACUGUACUCGGCUAACUACAUCGCACCGGGCGAAGAUUUGGACGAUGACGCGCGGGGCUCCAGCGACGACGACAGCUUCAUAGCGGAAAUGUACAACGCCAUCAUGCGCAAACCGCAACGAGCCUACACGCAGUCGAAAGUUGAGCAAGAGUACAUUUCGAACGAAAUGUACCACCUGCUGGACCUGUCGAAGUAUCGGCGCCAGCGGUAUCUGUGCGAAAUGUGCGGGAAGAUGGUGAGCGAUAUCGUGUCGCACAUCGUCAGCCACAAGCAGGAGGCCCGGUACGCGUGUCCGCACUGUCCCGUCCGCAUGACGCACUCGGCCAACAUGAUGCGGCACGUGCAGGCGGUACACGAGCGCAGGAUAGUGAAGACGUGCAAACCAUGCGGCAAAGGAUUUACGCACAAAAAUGGCUACGAUUCGCAUAUGCUAUCACACCACGGCAUCGGGACGCAGCAUGAGUGCAAAGUGUGCGGAAAGAAGUUCAACCACAGGAGCAGCAUGAGAGAGCACAUCAGAAGGUAUCACGAAAUGGAGAGUUACAGCUGCUCGUUGUGUGACAAAACGUUCAAAAUGAGGAGAGCACUUCAAAAUCAUCAGCUAGUUCACAGCACGGAAAGGCCGUACGCAUGCCCGCGGUGUCCGAAGCAGUUUAAAAGCGCCAAAACUAGAGCCACCCAUUUACGCACGCACAGCGGCAUCCAGUACAAAUGCACGGUGUGCGACAAAUCCUAUCGGUACAAAGCGCUGCUUAAUAUACACCGUCGUAAAAUGCACCCGACGGAAGAUCUUAGCAAUGAGUUCUGCCUGUGCGAGGACGACCAGCGCCUCUGUCCGAUCACAGCAACCUUCUGUGCUUCACUUACGCACGAAGAUGUGGAACGAUUUACCGGAAUACAGCCCAACGUUCGCCGACCGGGCAAGAGCAAGGGAAAGAAGCGGAAAAUCCUAGAUGCAUCGAUCGUUGAUCAGAGUCCGGGCUACUACAUUAAAAAGUACAAAGCGGGCCUCCGUGUGCGCCCGAAGACGCUCUGCGAAGUGUGCGGCGUGUUCGUGAUCGGGGUACGCCGCCAUCUGCUAAAUCAUCGGCAGGAGUCGCUGUACGGGUGCCCGCACUGUCCAGUGAAGAUGAAGCAGAAGAGCAACAUCAUGGCCCACAUCAACACGGUGCACUUCAAAACGGUCGGCAAAACGUGCGGCAUCUGCGGGAAGGGCUUCGUACACCACAAAACGUAUCGAUAUCAUAUGUACACGCAUGUGCUGGAAAAGCAACCUUUUCUCUCGUCUCCGAACCCGUUCGGAACCACCCUGUACGAUACAAAUGGGCGCCGUUUUGACAAUCCGUUUCGUUGGAAAUUUGUUUACCAACAAUCCUUUCCAGAUUUCGCCCGCAGUAUGGCGAUCGCCUCGCAGGGAUUGCUAAACGUUUGCCGAUUCUGUUUGUCCCAGGAAGAUGAACGAAUCAUUCUGCUCGAUGAGAUCCUGGACGCGUCGCUCUCAAUCGAAAAUGUGCAACAGUUAACAGGAAUUGAAAUAUGUACGGAUCAAACAACGACGCAGGCGGUAUGCUUGGAGUGCACCAGCAAGCUUAAAAAGGCUUCGGCUUUCCGGAACAACUGCAUCAGCAACGACUACCUGUUCCGGCAGCUCUGCUCACGGUCGCGUUUCACCGUCGUCCAAGGUGCUACUGAUGAUGUCCAAAACGAUGAUUCUGUCCUGGAGGAUCCACUAGAUUUUGAGAUCACUGAUAAUACGAUAAACGAUGGUUUCUCGGCUACUGAUGAUGAAACGGACUUCGAACAGGAUGAUGAUGACGAGCCAAAUCGAACGCGAACGAAACGAAAUACAGACUCCACCAACGAUGAUACAAUGGAGUACAGGGAAGAGGUCAUCGCUUCCGUUGAUUAUGAUGACGGCACAGCUAUCUCGGAAACCAGUCCGCCUAAACGCCAUGAAGACGAACCAACGGUAGCAACGAUGCAGCAGUCGACGGAACAAGACGAUACGCUCUACUGUGCCAACUACAUAGAGCUGGGUGAACCGCCCACUGAUGGCGAGGAAGCCGUAGCUGCAUUAAGUAAGAAUGAUAAUCUUACCUGCUGGACUGGUUCACGCACCAGACGAGCCAAGCUCGUGUUAGUGCGGAGCGGACAAGCUGGCGGUAAUACUCGCGCUGCCACCUCGACGAGCAUUCUAUUUCGCCGCACCAAGCGCAAGCGUCAGAAGCCACUCUGCGAAACGUGCGGCAAGGUGGUGACAAACAUUGCAACGCACCGCGCAACACACAGCAAGGAGAUGGGCCACGCCUGUCCGCACUGUUCGAUACGGAUGAGCAAUUCAUCGAAUCUGCUGCGCCACGUACAAGCCGUCCACCUGAAGCUGAACAUAAAGACGUGCGAAAUCUGUGACAUUGGGUUCACCCAUUACUCUACCUACCGGUCGCACAUGUACUUUGCUUUAUAUUUUCAGUACGCACAGCACGGAAUCGGUGAGCUGCACGAGUGCCGGGUGUGCUCGAGAACGUUCCCGGACGCCUGUGUGCUGCGAAAGCACGUGAAACGGUUUCAUGGUGUGCAGGAGCACGCCUGUCCCAUCUGUGGCAAACUAUUCAAGAUGCUCGACAUGCUCAAGCGUCACCAGCUAGUCCAUUCUAAAGAGCAGCCGUUUAUGUGCAGCCAGUGCCCGAAGCGCUUCAAAAGCGACACCUCCAGGAAAAAGCACGAGUUCACCCACAGCGGCAUCCUGUUCGGUUGCUCCCUGUGUGGCAAAACGUACCGGUACAAGUAUCUCGUCAAUGCGCACAUCAAAAAGGAGCACCCGCUUGAAGGUGGCGAAAACGACGCAGAAACGCCACCACACGGCGAGGGUACGGCGGAAGGGGAAUCGACCGUUAUCGAGAAUGGCGAAAACUGAAGGCGCCUGGUAAUAUUUAUUAGAAGUGAAAAGGUUGGAAGAACAACGCGUGGAUUUGUGAAUUGAAAUACAGAAAUCAUUGUGUA
Messenger RNA from Anopheles gambiae (African malaria mosquito), 3705 nucleotides. RefSeq lists its product as uncharacterized. The record is from RefSeq and is a predicted model, not a curated record. The transcript is spliced from 10 exons. Gene Ontology annotation, molecular function: zinc ion binding; RNA polymerase II transcription regulatory region sequence-specific DNA binding; DNA-binding transcription factor activity, RNA polymerase II-specific. Gene Ontology annotation, biological process: regulation of transcription by RNA polymerase II. Gene Ontology annotation, cellular component: nucleus. Bases 122 to 3619 code for a protein of 1165 amino acids. NCBI's taxonomy places the organism in Eukaryota, Metazoa, Arthropoda, Insecta, Diptera, Culicidae.